GCGUCGGAGCCUCGAACUUCGGGCAGAAAAGUUUGUGAGUGUGUGCGAGUGUGUGGAAGGCGAGCGGCGAGAGGAGGAAGAGGAGGGAGCGUCGUGUUGCUUCCGAGUUUGAUGCGCAUCCAAGCGCUGGAAUUCAGCGGCUCUUCCUCCUUCACGCUUGUUUGUUCACUUUACUCGACACUUCCAUCGACGUGUGUGCGCGUGAGCGGGUGGAGGGGUGGCGGCGGCGGUCGGGCUGUUUGUCCCGCGGGGACUGGGCAGGAGCUGGGGGUCAAAGUCUGCUCCCCGCCGGAGGCGAGCAUCGUAUCUCGGCUGCACUUUGGCCGGAGCCUCGCUGCCAGUGGCCAUGUGUGACGCUACCAGACACCAGCGAGAGGCUGGCGUCAACCAGCUGCGCCGCUUCCGGUGCGGCCCUCCGUAACAAAACCACCUGUUGAGCGAAGCCUCUCGGUUUCGUCGCCUCCGAACUUUGUGACGUCGAACCGGGACUAGCAGAACGCGGGGCCCAGCCUCGGCCCCGCGGGUGUCGCGCUCGGAAGUUAAAAGUCAACAUUAGCGGAGUCGACGAGGCUUUGAGUCGCCCCUGUGCCGGACCUUUGGUCUCGGAGGAGUCUUCCUCAUCGGACGGUGGGAAUGGCCGGCACCUCCGCGCCACGAAACGAGCAAGCCGUUCUGGACCAGAACCGCCGAGCGGGGUGACGGAGAGAUGGCCGUUUUAUUGUGAAGGGCAUGGUGCGGGUUUCCGAUAUGGAGGACAGUACCGUGAGCCCACCAGAGGGAGGCGCCGGCAGCACUGAUUCUACCUCAGAGAAGGAGGCUCUCAGCGGCCUGACAGGAAGUGACGCGGCGCCGGAGGACACGCUACAGAAUGGCGAGCGAGCAGGCGGAGACUUGUCCCCCAUCAACGCCAUGAUGUCAGCGGUGAUGUCGGCAGCAGGGAGCAUCAACGGAGCGGCAGAGGGCUCGGUCCCGCCCUCUGCUGGCGCCUCCCCCAGGCCCUCGCCCUCCAAGACACCCCCAUCACAGCGAGCACCCCCCUCGCGCCACCCCCGCCGCAACCAGGAGGCCAAAGAGGAGGGUUCGGCCCACGUGUGCCCGCUGUGUGACAAGAGCUGCCCAAACCAGCACCAGCUGACCAUGCACAUCCGGCAGCACAACGCCGACACCGGGAACACGGACCACUCCUGCAGCAUCUGCGGCAAGUGCCUGAGCUCAGCGUCUUCGCUGGACCGCCACAUGCUGGUCCACAGUGGAGAGAGGCCGUACAAGUGCAACAUCUGCGGCCAGACCUUCACCACCAACGGCAACAUGCACCGGCACAUGAAGAUCCAUGAGAAGGACCCCGCCAGCGGACUCUUGCCCGUCAGCCCGCCCUCGCCCACCAAGCGCCGGCGCCCGUCAGUCAAGCGCCGCCAAGGCCUGGAAGAGGAGAGCGGGGAGGAGCCUCCGAGCAAGAAGGUGGUGGAGGACUUUGAUGCAGACGAGGUGUCCAGCGUGGUGGAGGUGCGGGGGGGCGAGGAGGAGCUGCUGCAGUGUCCCAUCUGCUUCAAGAACCUCAGCACCCGCCUGGACCUGGACGCUCACAUGGACACGCACCCGGACACGGCGCUGAGGUGCGACCUCUGCUGCCUCUCCUUCCGAACGCACCGCGGCCUGUUGCGUCAUAACGCCGCCGUUCACAAGCUGCUGCCCCAGGACCCCAGCGGACGCCCCUUCAUCCAGAGCAACCCGUCCAUCCCCACCGGCUUCAACGACCUGGCCUUCAUCGACUUCUCCUGCAAGAAGUUCGCUCACAUCGCUCAGGUGUGGUGCGAGACCAACCUCCGACGCUGCAUCAGCAAGUUCCACAGGUUCGUGUGCCACUGCUGCGACAAGGCCUUCCCCCUGCGCUCGGCCCUGGACCUGCACACCAGCGCCAGCCACGGUGAGGACGAGGACGCCGGCGCCCAGAAGGCAGAGGACGAGUCUGAUCAGGAGCAGCUUCUGAAGGCACUGGGGCUGCGGCACGUGUCAAAGGUGGAGUCCGGCCCCACGGACGAGGAGAUCCACCAGGCUCACCUGGACAGCAUCAAGGUGAUCCACGUGGACCCGCCCACCUCCAGUCUCCCCCAGGAGCCCGCGGCCGCCUUUCUCCCCGGGGGGCUGGGGCUGACCCUGGCCACGCUGAGCAUCCCUCUGCUGGAGUCCUCGGGCUCCGCCUCCUCGCUGCAGGGCCUGUCCCAGCGCGAGGCCCUCAGCCUGCUGUCCCUGCAGCCCUUCCAGGCCGGGUUCCUCCUGCAGCAACCUGAUGGGGGCGCCGCCACAGCCGGGUCAGCCUCCUCCGGGGUCAAGCCCGGCGAGGCGGCGCGGGGAGGCCUGAUGGAGCUGGCGGACAUCCAGCAGAUCCUGAAGGUGGCGACGGCGGCGCCCACCCAGAUGGGGCUGACCCUGCCCCCCCUGGCCAGAGCGCCGGGCUUCGCCGGAGGUCAUGGUCUGAGUCAGAAGGUGAUGCCGCCCUUGAAGCCCAAGCCUCCCAGCAGCCCCCGCUCCAGCCUGGCGGCCACCACCCCGCCUCCCCUGCAGAGCUCCCAGCAGGCCUCGCUGGGCUGUAUCAGCCCCAGUCUGCCGCCACCCGCCGUCUUCAAGACCCCGCCCUCGUCCUCGGCCACCCGCCCGCCGGACGCGGACGCCGAUCCCCAGACGCCCGCCUCCCAGUCUCCGCCGGCGGCCACCACGCCUGUGCAGGAGGAGGGCGCCAGGAAGUCCCGCGCCUUGCCCAAGGGCACCUUUCCCUGCCGCUUCUGUGACCAGGUCUUCAACUUCGCCGGCGUGUUGCAGGCGCACAUGCGCUUCCACCUGGGCAUCCUGCCGCACCAGUGCAACAUCUGUGACUACGUGGCCCCGGACAAGGCCACGCUGAUCCGCCACCUGCGCACGCACAGCGGCGAGCGGCCCUACGUCUGCCGCGUCUGCCACUACCCCUUCACCGUCAAGGCCAACUGUGAGCGCCACCUGAGGAAGAAGCACGGCAAGACCUCCAGGAAGGAGAUCGAGAAGAACAUCAAGUGCGUUUUCUCCACGCCCUCCCUUUCCUCGCCGGCACCUGCCGACUCGGAGCCGGCCCCCGCCGACACGGCCUGCCGCUUCUGCGGCGAGGACCUGAAGACGUACCGGGCGCUGCAGAUCCACCUGCGCACGCACAACGGCUGCCAGAGGAAGCCCUUCGAGUGCCGACGCUGCGGCGCCGCCUUCCUGGCCAAGCGCAACUGCAUCCACCACCUGCUGAAGCACCACCCCGAGGUGCAGGAGCGGGAGAUCGAGGAGCACAUCGCCACCCUGCCACCGGCCGCCGCCGCCGCCCCGCUGGUGCCGAAGAACGGCGUGGGCCAGGUGAAGGUGGAGGAGGUCUUUCCCGCCCAACUGGACCAGCCACUGGAUUUCUCGGCCAAGAAGCGCCUCCCCGCCGUCACGCCCGCCUCUCCUGGGGUCAAACUGGAAAGCGAGUCUCCCACCCUGGACCAGCCCAUCGACCUGUCCGUGCCCAGCAAGAGGCAGCGGCGGGAGGCUCCGGAGAUCAAGACGGAGCCGAGCGGGCCCCUAGAGGAGAAGCUGCUGGGAAGUGUGGCGCCGCUGAGCGCGGCGCUGGGCUGCUACCACCUGCCCCCGGCAGCCGCCCUGCCUGCCACUCGCCCGCCACGCAACCUCAAGCCGCUGCUGCCCAAACCCACCAGCGCCUCCUCCCCCUGCACUGCUGCCAAAGAGCUCCCGCCGCUGGCCUCCAUCGCCCAGAUCAUCCACUCGGUGUCGGGGGCCCCGGACCUCCUGAAGCGGGACGUGAGCCCCGCCGAAGGCCCCGGACCCUCUGGGGACCCGGCCGCCCUGAGCGACGACCUGGACGGCGCCUGCAGGAAGCGCGGCCGCAAGAAACCGGUGGGCCUGAAGGAGAAGCCCAGCCACGUGGACCUGGAGUCCAGCGGCGAGUUUGCCAGCGUGGAGAAGAUGCUCGCCACCACCGACGCCAACAAGUUCAGCACCUACCUGCAGACGGGGACGGGCGAGCUGCCGCUGAAGAAAGGUAAGACGGUGCCGACGGCCCCGCACGCGCCAGACACUCAGCCGCUCUCUCACGCAGACGGCGAGGAGAAGCCGCGGGCCGCCAAGGACGAGGCCAAGACGCUGGCGCCGCAGUCCAAGGGGAAGAAGAACGCCUACUCCAACUCUGCCCAGAAGAUGACCUGUCCCUUCUGCCCCCGCGUCUUCCCGUGGGCCAGUUCGCUGCAGCGCCACAUGCUGACACACACAGGCCAGAAGCCCUUCCCCUGCCCCAAGUGCGACGCCUUCUUCUCCACCAAGUCCAACUGUGAGCGCCACCUGCUGAGGAAGCACGGCGUCACCAACAGGACACUGCGGCGGAACGGCGCCCUCGCCAAGAAGGAGGGCGACGAGGCGUCGCCCGAGAGCGCAGAGAGCCAGUCGGAGACGGAGCAGGUGCCGCCAGAGCCGCAGGAGGAGGCCGAGGGCGGAGCUGCGGCCUCGCCGGGCUCCUCCCACGAGUCCGCCUCCAGCCAGUCGGCCGCUUCGGAGGAGAAGGGCAAGCUGGACCAGCAGGCGGCAGCAGAGAGCCAGGAGCAAGACAGCGAGCCCAGCGUCAGCUGUAAGCAGGGGGAGCACACGGACGAUGACGACUGCCACAGCAACAACAGUCUGGAUCUGAACUUUGGGAAAAAGCUCAUCGACUUCAAACUCUCCGCCUCCUCCACCUCCUCCCAGGCGGAGGCUGCGCCCCCCUCGGUCGCCCAGUCGGCGGCGGUCGAGGAGCCGGAGCAGGGCCCGCCUCCCCAGCCCGGCACCGAGUCCAAACACGUGUGUCACGUUUGCAAGAAGAGCUUCCGCUACGCCACCACCCUGGCUCGCCAUGAGAGGGCGCACUUGCCCGAGGAGGCCCCCCGGGGCCCGCGGCUGGAGGAGGAGGAGGAGGCGCCAGAGGAUCCGGAGGAGCCGGAGGCUGAGGAGGAGGAGGAGGAGGAGGAGGAGGAGCAGAAGAUGGAGGCGGAGGAGGACGGCAGCGAGGACGAGAGGGAGGAGAAGGGGGAGGAGCGCAGCGAUGGCGAGGCGUCGGAGCCAAAGUUUGCCGAAGGAGACGCCGCAGGAGGACGAGUGGACAAGAGGAAGAAGAUCUGCCACGUCUGCGAGAAGAGGUUCUGGUCCCUGCAGGACCUGACCCGCCACAUGAGGUCGCACACAGGCGAGCGGCCGUACCAGUGUCAGACCUGCGACCGCACCUUCACCCUCAAGCACAGCCUGGUGCGGCACCAGAGGAUCCACCUGAAGCCGCGGGGAGACGACGGCAGCGAGGACGGCGACUCCUGCGUGGCCACACCCACCUCCACCUGCCCGCCCUCCGAGAACGAGAGCGAAGGCGGCGCCGCCAAGGACCUGGAGGACGACCAGGAGCUGGAGGGGCGGAGCCUGUGCCGAGAGGAGGCGGAGCCCGACGUUCCCAAAGACCCCGCCGCGCCCGCGGGCGACCACUGACGUGCCAUGACCUGACGCCGUCUUGAAGUGCCUUACUACUACGAGUCCCAACUUCGGACCAGAAGCUUUUUACUCCCGUGACUUCAGCAAUAAAGUGACAAAGAUGAUGCCUCCGCUCAUGGUGGAAGUGAAGUGGGCGGAGCCUCCGCGCCUCUGUGGACUGCACUGUCAGCGAGUUGUUUUUCUAACUGGAACGGGUCGGUGGGUCGGAGCCAGCACUGCCGUCCUGUCGCUCGGUGUCGGGAAGCUUUUUGCUUUUUUUUUUACAAGAGAACAAAUCCAAUGUUUCUGUGUGCGUUUGCCGUUGGCGCUGUGCCACCGCCGCGCUGACCUGACCGGCGUCGGGGCACCUCACGUCGGGUCAAAUCCUACGUCUUCCCACACGAGGCUGGCUGAAGCGGCGGCGCUAGCCUAGCGUGACGCUAAGUUGGCGCCCGCGGCGGAGCGCAACCAUUGCAGACAAUCAGCGGCUGUUUUCACCAGCGAAAGGGCGAAUCCGUUUCUGUGAAAACGUUAGUGUAGGCGGCGCCACGUCACUCAGCGGCGGGCGCCCUCAUCAGGAAAACGCAUCAACCUCACUCAUGGAACUGAAGCGUAGCCACACUUGGCCGAGCUGAUGCCAGCUGCGCCGCCGUGCACAGCGGCUCUGGGCCUGCGAGCCAACAGCCUCCUCUCCGUCUCUCACGUGCAUUUGUCUGCAGGGGGCGACGUGCGCUGGCCGUGGAUGUUUUUAACAUAUUUAUUUGCAGCCGUGGUGUGUGUGUUUGUGUGUUUGUUUUGGACUCGAGCAGAAGCCAUGUGUGAGCGCGAGCAGUGCUGGCAGUCGGCCAUAAGAACCUGAAAGCUUUACGUAGCCUUUAGCUUCCAACGCUUGUGGUGUUUUGCUUUUUCUUUUUCCCCCCUUGUUUGGCGACGUUUGAAUCGAGACUGUGAACGUUUUUGUUGAGUUGGCGACCUGCUCUCCGGUCGACCACGUCACUCCUUUCCUUUUCAUUUGAUGGAGUCCCAACCUUGGUCACUAGGGGGCGCUACGGGCUCGGCUGCUGCCCGGGCGUCGGAGCACGAGACGCAAUAAAAGUGUCUGGAAAACGCAGUCGGUCCCCGGUGUGUCCGCCUCUCUUUGGCUGCAGGACGCGGCUCAAGCUCGAGCGUUGUUUUAUUGAAGUUGCAUGACGUGUUCUCAUCACUGGCGUUAGCAUGUUAGCAUGUGGCGCUGGUCACAUGACUCCAGGUGGCUCUGGCUGAAGCUCCGCCUCCCCGUGACGUCACACGUCGCUCUCGGAGGUGUAGAUGUGGUACAUGGCCGUGACGAUGGCGGCGGCCAGCGCCGGGACGACCCAGUUGGACCACCAGCUGAGGGCGACAGAGAGAGCGGGUCAGGCCCGGCCAGUGUGCGCGCGUGCGUGCGUGCGUGCGCACCUCGGCUCCUCCUUCAGCGUGGUCACGUAACUCUCCUGUACGACGAGAUGGGAUGGUCAGGGUCAAAGGUCAGAGUGCAAAUGUACCGUGUGCAACUCACGUCCGGCUUCUUCAUCUUGUCCCGGUCGUCCUGCAAACACACGCACACGCAUGAGUGUGGCCGUCCGGCGAUCACGUGACCAGUGCCUCACCGGGUGCAGCUCGCCGACCACCA
Synchiropus splendidus (mandarinfish) is the source of this 7147-nucleotide messenger RNA. RefSeq names its product ras responsive element binding protein 1a (gene rreb1a). NCBI's taxonomy places the organism in Eukaryota, Metazoa, Chordata, Actinopteri, Syngnathiformes, Callionymidae. The record is from RefSeq and is a predicted model, not a curated record. The transcript is spliced from 16 exons. Gene Ontology annotation, molecular function: DNA-binding transcription activator activity, RNA polymerase II-specific; RNA polymerase II cis-regulatory region sequence-specific DNA binding. The coding region runs from base 730 to 5514 and encodes 1594 amino acids. Gene Ontology annotation, biological process: regulation of transcription by RNA polymerase II. Gene Ontology annotation, cellular component: nucleus.